UGUGAAAGCUUCGUGCAGUUUGGAGAACCAGUAUUUAAUACGACGAAGGUUCACGUUUCCAAUAAUGCCUUCUGGCUGUCCAACGGAAGAUUUUCUAUCAUAUUUUCCUCGCAUACCGACACCAACAUAGUCAAACGUGUGUACUCCAUAUUGCCUGCCUAGUGCUGUCAUCAUCAGUAAGCAUAAAGAAGCUAGCAAAAAUCGAUAAGCAACCUUGAAAGCUAAACCCUGCGAAAUUCAGUGUAAAAAUUUGACAAAGGAAGAGUUUUCGAGAACAAAAUUUUGCACUUCCGCAGCCCAGUGGUGUGCCGUGUCCGGUUAUUAUUCAACGAAUAUCGUACUGUUUUCCGUGCAAAAUUGUGACCUGGUGCAAGUGCUAGCGCAAGAUGUGUGAAUCGCCAUUAGACGGGAAAAUUUCUGCUUACGAAAUCCAAAGCAAAAAGACUGAGUUUACGUCAUGCUUCAACGCGCUUAUCAGUCGCUGAAUGGCUGCUGAAAAGUGUCCAGUUCCGAACAAGAAGUGCUCGUCGUCAACCUGCGAACCACCCGGACGUGGAGUUGGAGUCGUGUUCUCUUGCAUUCGCUUAUCUGUAUAUAAUGUAUAUAUUCAAGCUUGAAAUAUCCUUUCUUUAAUACGCUCUACCACCAAAAAAAAUUGUACGGUACGAGCCAUACAGCGCACAACGCACCGUUUCGUUAAAAAUUAUCUAAUAAUAGUAAUAAUAGCAAGUACACACGGACGAAAGUUUUGAGUCCAGUGCCGGACAGUCAGCUGCAAUCGUCGGAGUAAAGUUUCCGCAAUCUCGAACACGCUAGCUCCAAAAAAAGCUACCGUUCAAAUUGGAACCCAAAGUUCAGCGCAGCUGCCCAAAAACGGAUCUCGCAGAUAACCGAGACAGCAAAGCGCUGCACGAUAAGAAGGACCAAAAGCCGGACGAGAUGGCAACUGCUCUGAAAAGUCACAAAGGGCCCGGCGGUGGCGGUGGGAAAACAAACUGGAUGGCCCACGUCAAGUACGAACAUCUGGUGGCCGGAAUAUCCGGUGGAGUGACGUCGACACUGCUGCUACAUCCGCUCGAUCUGAUUAAGAUUCGUUUCGCAGUAAACGAUGGCCGAACAGCUGCGGUGCCACAGUAUCGCGGACUGACCGGUGCAUUCCUCACCAUUUUCCGACAGGAAGGUUUCAAAGGUCUGUACAAAGGAGUCACUCCCAACAUCUGGGGUUCGGGCAGUGCGUGGGGAUUUUAUUUCCUUUUUUAUAAUAGCAUUAAAACCUGGAUCCAGGACGGUAACAGUGCCCAACCGCUCGGGCCUUCACUGCACAUGUUGGCCGCAGCCGAAGCAGGAAUCAUGACACUAGUAAUGACCAACCCGAUCUGGGUGGUGAAGACACGCCUGUGUUUGCAGUAUUCCGAGCCGGGCGGUUCAAACAACACGUACGCCGGAAUGGUCGAUGGUCUGAAGAAAAUCUACCGCACCGAAGGUGUCCGGGGAUUGUACAGCGGUUUCGUGCCUGGAAUGCUUGGUGUCUCUCACGGUGCUCUGCAGUUUAUGACCUAUGAGGAAAUGAAAACCAAGUAUAAUUUGAAUCGUAAACGGCCUAUAGAUGCUAAACUGACUACCGUAGAGUAUUUGACGUUCGCCGCUGUUUCGAAGCUGAUUGCCGCUGCCGCCACAUAUCCUUACCAGGUGGUGCGGGCCCGUCUGCAGGAUCACAACCACCGGUACAAGGGUACCUGGGACUGUAUCAAGCUGACCUGGAGAUAUGAAUCAUGGCAUGGCUUCUAUAAAGGGCUCGGUCCGAACUUGUUGCGCGUGAUGCCGGCCACUAUGGUUACGUUCGUUACGUACGAACACGUUUCGCGCUAUUUGUUGACCAAGUAGACCUAUCGACGCGCGCACACACACGCACUCAGAGAGAGAGAGAGGGUUCCUUCAAUAGACGAAACUGGCACCAAUGCUGGGGUCAGUUUCGUUCCCACGGGUCAGUGGGGACCGCAUUACAAAUGUGGCCUUCACUCGAGUUCCCGGGGGGUUUCUCCUUAUAUCAUCACCAAAUAAAGUCUAGUUCUAGAUAGAUCAUAUACCGUUUGCCGUUCCACUAGAGGCGGCUACUAAGGCAGCCUGAACUGUGGGGACGUGUAGCAAUAGCUAAACUGUGUAGGAUAUACAAUUUAACUUCAGUCAAACAGAGGAGCAGCAGCGCCUUGUCUUGAUUCGAGAUCAUCGUUAAUCAAUCGUUAGCAAUUUAUCAUUUGUAUGUUAGUUUCUCUAGUACACGUUAGAAAUUUUUUCAAACCGACUAA
Messenger RNA from Malaya genurostris, 2306 nucleotides. RefSeq names its product mitochondrial folate transporter/carrier. NCBI's taxonomy places the organism in Eukaryota, Metazoa, Arthropoda, Insecta, Diptera, Culicidae. Gene Ontology annotation, molecular function: FAD transmembrane transporter activity; folic acid transmembrane transporter activity. The coding region runs from base 940 to 1884 and encodes 314 amino acids. Gene Ontology annotation, cellular component: mitochondrial membrane; mitochondrion. Gene Ontology annotation, biological process: nucleotide transport; folate import into mitochondrion; mitochondrial transport. The record is from RefSeq and is a predicted model, not a curated record. The transcript has 6 exons.